AUGCUGCGCUCCUCAUUUGCACCGAGUCGACAGCUUCUGUCGUCUCCUGUCCGCCAACGGGUCCCGUCGCAAUGGCUUUCCAAAGCAGGCGCGAGCAGCCGACUCUCGGGUCAGCGAUUCUUUGCCGACUCCAAGCCACCUACAUCUAGCCCAACACCUGCUACCCCGUCAUCCGAAUCCACCAUCCCCCACGAGAGCAUCCCGAAGCCCUCGGAACAAGGUACCGCCAACCUCUACUUUAUCCGCUCGCCUGCUCCUCGCAAGCGUGGUAGCUUCCGUCGAUUCCUCCUCUACCUGAUCCUGACCUCCGGUUUCGCCUAUGGUGGUAGCAUCUUUCUCGCCUUGAAGUCUGACAACUUCCACGACUUCUUCACGGAGUACGUUCCGUACGGCGAGGAGUGUGUUCUAUACUUCGAGGAACGUGACUUCUACCGCCGCUUCCCCAAUGCCUCCAGAAAUUCCAACCGUAUUGUUGCUGCUCCCCGGGAGGAGGGCAAGCCCGUCACAAUCCCCAGCAAGAGCGGUCUGUCAUGGAAGGUUACUGGCGAGGAAGAGUCUGGAAGCGAUGUCUCUAAGAGUGGACCUCAUAUGAGUGCCAAGGCUCACGAGGGCAGCACCAAGACCGAGGCGGCUAACCCAGAGCAGCGAACUGCUGCUAUUACCAAGGCCAAGGAGCAAAAGGCAGCCAAGGCUGAGGCCAAGUCUGCCCCCAAGGAAGAAAAGAAGGAGGAAAAGCCUGUAUCCCUUGAUGAGCCUAGAAAACCUGCUGUUACCACAAUUAACAACAUUGAGUUCCUGAAGAGUCAGGAGGGCGAUGAAAGCGUGGUUCAGGAGCUGGUCAAGACUUUCAACGACAUUGUCACCGUUAUUAGCGCUGAUGAGAACGCCGGAAAGUACUCUGCGCCAGUUGCUAAAGCUAAGGAGGAGCUUCAGAAGAUUGGCGAGAAGAUCUCUGCCAUUCGCUCCGAGGCUAGCCAGGCCGCCCAGGACGAGCUCAACAAGGCCCACGCUACUUUUGACGAGUCGGCCAAGGAGCUGGUUCGUCGCUUCGAGGAGGUUCGUUCUUCUGACAUCGCUUCGUUCCGUGAGGAAUUUGAAAGCGAACGGGAGAAGCUUGCUCUUGCAUACCAGGACAAGAUCAAGGUCGAGCUUCAGCGUGCUCAGGAUCUUGCUGAGCAGCGCCUGAAGAACGAGCUCGUGGAACAGGCCAUUGAAUUGAACCGUAAAUACGUUCACGAUGUCAAGGACUUGGUUGAGCGCGAGCGCGAGGGUCGCCUGAGCAAGCUGAACGAACUCACUGCUAACAUCACUGAGCUUGAGAAGCUGACUACUGGCUGGAGCAAUGUCAUUGACACUAACCUGAAGACUCAGCAGCUUCAGGUCGCCGUGGAUGCUGUUCGAUCUGUCGUCGAGCGAACUGAAACUCCCCGCCCCUUUGUCCGUGAAUUGGUUGCCGUCAAGGAGCUGGCUGCUGACGAUCCAGUUGUCGAUGCUGCCAUCGCAUCCAUCAACCCUACCGCUUACCAGCGUGGUAUUCCUUCCACGGCAAUGAUUGUCGAGCGCUUCCGUCGUGUCGCUAGCGAAGUCCGCAAGGCUAGCUUGCUUCCCGAAGAUGCCGGUAUUGCUAGCCACGCCGCUAGUAUGGUUCUGAGCAAGGUCAUGUUCAAGAAGGACGCUCUUGCUGACGGUGACGAUGUCGAGAGCAUUCUUGUUCGCACCGAAAGCCUACUUGAGGAGGGCCACGUGGAUGCCGCGGCCCGUGAAAUGAACGGUCUUCAAGGCUGGGCAAAGAUUCUGAGCAAGGACUGGCUCGCUGAUGUUCGCCGGGUACUUGAGGUUAAGCAAGCUCUCGAGGUCAUCGAGACUGAGGCUCGUCUCCAGUGCUUGCGGGUGGAGUAA
Penicillium angulare is the source of this 1899-nucleotide messenger RNA. RefSeq names its product MICOS complex subunit MIC60. Gene Ontology annotation, cellular component: MICOS complex. NCBI's taxonomy places the organism in Eukaryota, Fungi, Ascomycota, Eurotiomycetes, Eurotiales, Aspergillaceae. The transcript has 4 exons. The record is from RefSeq and is a predicted model, not a curated record. The coding region runs from base 1 to 1899 and encodes 632 amino acids. Gene Ontology annotation, biological process: cristae formation.